Molecule: messenger RNA, 2157 nt
Organism: Fusarium keratoplasticum
Lineage: Eukaryota; Fungi; Ascomycota; Sordariomycetes; Hypocreales; Nectriaceae
Product: AP complex subunit beta
Exons: 4
Coding region: 1-2157 (718 amino acids)
Biological process (GO): vesicle-mediated transport; intracellular protein transport
Cellular component (GO): membrane coat
Molecular function (GO): clathrin binding
Source: RefSeq, a predicted model, not a curated record
AUGUUUCUCGCAUACAUUCCGCCGACGACGACGUAUAGUUCGAGGCUAAAAUCUCCGCAGGGCAAAGUAGCCGAGCUACGCCUCGAGCUGAACAGUGGAGGAAAGAAGGACAAGAACUAUUCGUCCAAGAAGAUUGCGCUCAAGAAGAUUGUCGCCAACAUGACAAUGAGCAACAACGAUAUGGUGGCUCUGUUCCCUGACAUCAUCGGAUGCAUGGGUAUCCAGAGCUUGGAAAUUAAGAAGAUGUGCUUCCUAUUCCUGGUCAACUACGCAAGGAUGAGACCCGAAAUUGCCGUCAAGGCUAUCCCUGUGUUGGAACAUGAUAUGGAAGACCACAACCCCCUAGUGCGAGCACUGGCUCUUCGCACAAUGUCCUAUAUUCAUGUGCGAGAGUUUGUCGAGGCGACUGUACCGCUGGUCAAGCAUAUGCUCAAGGACGGUGACCCCUAUGUUCGAAAGACGGCGGCGUUUUGCGUGGCGAAGCUUUAUGAUCAUGAUCGACAUAUGGUGGAGAAUUCAGAUCUUAUUGAUCGCCUAAACUCUCUGCUGAGAGAUGAUAACCCUACGGUAGUCGCAAGUGCGUUGGCUGGUUUAAUGGAUAUCUGGGAACGCAGUGAUGCCAUCAAACUCACCAUUGACUACAACAAUGCCUCCAAGAUGGUGGCCAUUCUCCCUGACUGUUCUGAAUGGGGUCAGACGUAUAUCCUCGAGGCCCUCAUGUCAUACGUACCACAGGAAUCUGGAGAGGCGGUAUUGCUGGCCGAGCGGAUAUCUCCACGACUCUCGCAUUCUAAUUCGUCCGUCGUGUUGACCUGCAUUCGGGUGAUUCUGUAUCUGAUGAAUUAUAUCGCCGACCAAAAGCAGAUCUCGGCUCUCUGCAGGAAACUGUCGCCCCCUCUGGUUACACUUCUUGCCAAGGGGCCCGAGGUCCAGUAUCUCGCUCUUCGAAAUGCCCUUCUCAUUCUCCAGCGACGACCAGAAGUCUUGCGGAAUGACAUUCGAGUCUUUUUCUGCAAGUACAACGACCCCAUCUAUGUCAAGGUCACCAAGCUUGAACUCAUCUUUAUGCUCGCCAACGAGGACAAUAUCGAUGAAGUCUUGACAGAGCUGCGCGAGUACGCCACCGAGAUUGACGUUCACUUUGUGCGCAAGGCGGUGCGUGCGAUUGGAAAGCUUGCCAUCAAGAUUGAGCCAGCAGCGCGACGGUGUAUCAACCUGCUCCUUGAGCUUGUAGCAACCAAGGUCACGUACAUCGUGCAGGAGGCUACAGUGGUUAUCCGAAACAUCUUCCGCAAAUACCCCAACCAGUACGAGUCUAUUAUCAGCACCUUGUGCGAGCACCUCGACUCCCUGGACGAGCCUGAGGCGAAAGCGGCUAUGGUGUGGGUGAUUGGCCAGUACGCAGAUCGAAUCGAGAACAGCGAUGCUUUGCUGGAAGACUUUUUGUACUCGUUUGCCGAGGAGCCAGUCGAGGUCCAGCUGGCCUUGCUCACGGCGACGGUGAAGCUCUUUAUCCAGCGACCAACUAAGGGACAAGAGCUGGUGCCUAAGGUCCUGAAGUGGGCGACGGAGGAGACAGACAACCCUGAUCUUCGAGACAGGGCGUACAUGUACUGGCGGCUAUUGUCUACGGAUAUGAACGCUGCGAGGCAGAUUGUGAUGGGCGACAAGCCAGCGAUCACGGCCGAGUCAGAACGACUCGACUCGGCGACAUUGGAGGAGAUGUGUCUCAACGUGGGCACUCUGGCGACGGUGUACCUUAAGCCGGUCCAGACCGUCUUCAGAUCGGCGCGGCCCCGGAAGCUUCAGGACUCGCCGGCUCUGCAGAAGCAGAAUCUCCUCGUGGCGGCGGACAGUCAGAAGAGCAUCAGCAUGUUUGGCCACGCCGGGCAGCCGACGGACAUGGACCCCAGGAGCCGGACUGCAAUGACGAGCAACGGUCAAGGGAACAUUGCGCAGGCGGUCAACGAUGCGGACGCAUACUUCUCGAGCAUCGGCACGCAACAGAUGGCGUCAAUGCGCAUCGACCAAGGGGAUGAUGUGUUUGGAGGAGGUAAUGGCCACUCGACCGGGUACGUGGUGAGCGCGCAUGCCCCUCAGGCGGUUCUCCAACCAGCCCAGGGCGCAGGCAGUAAUGGUGAUCUUCUAGUGCUAUGA